This is a messenger RNA of Triplophysa dalaica, 7188 nucleotides long. Its product is annotated as galactose-specific lectin nattectin-like. NCBI's taxonomy places the organism in Eukaryota, Metazoa, Chordata, Actinopteri, Cypriniformes, Nemacheilidae. The coding region runs from base 6684 to 7136 and encodes 150 amino acids. The transcript is spliced from 5 exons. Gene Ontology annotation, molecular function: signaling receptor activity. The record is from RefSeq and is a predicted model, not a curated record.
ACAGCGGGAAGCAGACAGAAGGGUACGACGAGGGGGAUUCCUGCGAGCAGUCAUGUGAUUAGUCGGGUAUGCAAUCCUCUUCUUCUACAGGCGACAGACAGAGAAUUUACGGCUGGGGAGCUUCACUGCAAAGCAGUCAGGUGCGUAUACAGGCACGUAAUCCUCUUCUUCUACAGGUGACGGGCUGGGGAGCUUCGGGCUGGUUAACCCCCUUUAAAAUACAGAAAACAUCGUCUAACAAAGAGCACCAGAACACACAAUAAACUUGCUGACAAAGCUGAAUAAUCCUUAUGUUAUAGCUGUGAUCUGAACACAUCAAUAUAAUAAAAACUGGUUCACAACACACACUGCAUAAAGUGAACUCAUCUGCAAAGCUCUAUACAAAAGGUCUCAAUCCUGUAACACGAAGUCAAGUGUUUUAAAUUUUAGCACUAGAGGGCGACUUCCUUUCUUCAACUAGACAAGUAUCCUUGAAAAUAACCAGUUAAGUUGUCUAAUUAAUAUUAAAUUAAUAAAGGAAGAAUUUGCUGUGUUAUUUUGCAUUUGAUUAUUUAAUAGUCACACAGUUCAGAGAAGUAAAAUAGUUCACAGACAAAUAUUAGUGUCUGACUAGAGCUCUCAAUCUAAUCUUAUUGAGUGGCUUGACAUCUACACUCUCCAGACAGAGAAACCAAGUGUGUAUAUUAAAUAUAAACUGAGAGAGUAUACUAGACACCUGCAUGUACUACAGCGGCAAAUGUUAGCAAAUGCAUUUACUUGAACACAAACCUGACACAUAACAUGAGUCUCACUGUUCUUUCUCCCUUUAUACUAAUGCAAUUGUGAUAACUUAAAAUAAUGAGAUGAAAUGUUUCCUGUUUAGUUCCUGGCAGAUAGUUAACUGCUAGUUGUAUAACUAACAAAGUUUGCCAGCAUACCCUAUGCGUUCAAAAGGUAAUGCUAAUAAAAUAUUAAUACACUUUUUAAUAAAAUAAUAUUACAAGAAAAUUAAAGAGAAUAUGCGGUAUUAACUUGAGGAAAAACCCUUUCAGUUCGUCAAUUGAUUGAGUGAACAUGUACAGUUUGUUCAGGUUCUUUGCAUUAAAGUGAACUUUUUAAGAACAGUUGCAGUCCUUGACAGUGAGUGAUAUUUUCUAGUCAUCAUCAAAAAUCAAGCAAACAAAACAUGCUACAUAGCUUUAGUUAUGUGGUCAGGGGGAUCUUUCUGCCCCAACCUAAGCUCCGCCCACAAAAACCGCGUCACAAUGUAAAUUUACAGAAAAUCUGUCUAUAGCAACUAAUAGCAUAAUUCAUAUUAGCAAACAUCUUUAUCUACAUGGCAAAAUAUAGAAAUGUGUGACUAUUAUAUUCAAAACAAAAAAAUAGAAUCAAAAUAAGUUAAAUAAAUCAACAUUCAUGUUUUGGAUCAGUGUGAAUUAAACUUUAAAUGACUGGAUUAACAGCAAUGAAAGGGCAGACUUUAUGUAUUUAUUUAUAUUUGGCCCAUGUCUGAGAUUAACUAAAUACAGUCGUGGCCAAAAGUUUUGAGAAUUACAUAAAUAUUGGAAAUUGAAAAAGUUGCUGCUUAAGUUUUUAUAAUAGCAAUUUGCAUAUACUCCAGAAUGUUAUGAAGAGUGAUCAGAUGAAUUGCAUAGUCCUUCUUUGCCAUGAAAAUUAACUUAAUCCCCAAAAAUCCACUGCAUUUCAUUGCUGUCACUAAAGGACCUGCGGAGAUCAUUUCAGUAAUAAUCUUGUUAACUCAGGUGAGAAUGUUGACAAGCACAAGGCUGGAGAUCAUUAUGUCAGGCUGUUUGGGUUAGAAUGGCAGACUUGACAUGUUAAAAGGAGGGUGAUGCUUGAAAUCAUUGUUCUUCCAUUGUUAACCAUGGUGACCUGCAAAGAAACGCGUGCAGCCAUCAUUGCGUUGCAUAAAAAUGGCUUCACAGGCAAGGAUAUUGUGGCUACUAAGAUUGCACCUAAAUCAACAAUUUAUAGGUUCAUCAAGAACUUCAAGGAAAGAGGUUCAAUUCUUGUAAAGAAGGCUUCAGGGCGUCCAAGAAAGUCCAGCAAGCGCCAGGAUCGUCUCCUAAAGAGGAUUCAGCUGCGGGAUCGGAGUGCCACCAGUGCAGAGCUUGCUCUGGAAUGGCAGCAGGCCGGUGUGAGUGCAUCUGCACGCACAGUGAGACGAAGACUUUUGGAAGAUGGCCUGGUGUCAAGAAGGGGAGCAAAGAUGCCGUUUCUCUCCAAAAAAAAACAUCAGGGACGGAUUGAUCUUCUGCAGAAAGUAGAGUAAAGGGACUGUUGAGGACUGAGGCAAAGUCAUAUUCUCCGAUGAAGCCCCUUUCCGAUUGUUUGGGGCAUCUGGAAACAGGCUUGUCCGGAGAAGAAAAGGUGAGCGCUACCAUCAGUCCUGUGUCAUGCCAACAGCAAAGCAUCCUAACACCAUUCAUGUGUGGGGUUGCUUCUCAUCCAAGGGAGUGGGCUCACUCACAAUUCUGCCCAAAAACACAGCCAUGAAUAAAGAAUGGUACCAAAACACCCUCCAACAGCAACUUCUUCCAACAAUCCAACAACAUUUUGGUGAAGAACAAUGCAUUUUCCAGCACGAUGGAGCGCCGCUCCAUAAGGCAAAAGUGAUAACUAAGUGGGUCGGGGACCAGAAUGUUGAAAUUUUGGGUCCAUGGCCUGGAAACUCCCCAGAUCUUAAUCCCAUUGAGAACUUGUGGUCAAUCCUCAAGAGGCGGGUGGACAAACAAAAACCCACUAAUUCUGACAAACUCCAAGAAGUUAUUAUGAAAGAAUGGGUUGCUAUCAGUCAGGAUUUGGCCCAGAAGUUGAUUGAGAGCAUGCCCAGUCGAAUUGCAGAGGUCCUGAAAAAGAAGGGGGCAAACCCUGCAAAUACUGAGUGAGUAUAGUAGUGAGUAUACUCUGAUUCCUCCCCAGCCUACUCAUCCGUCCCAGGUCGACAACCCAUGAGCACCACCACACUCACGAAUUCAAGGAUAGAGUAUUCCUCUAUAUGUAAUCAAGAAAGAUUUCAAUAGCCAAUGAAAGCUGGGGGGACUUGCUGUUUUUAAAUCAGUCAGUUAAGAGUUUUAUUUAUGUAUACAGUCACUAAAGCACAGGUUUUAUCAGCUGGCAAUUUUCAAUGGACAUUAGUGAUCCACGGGAAAAGCUAUUAAGUAUUUCUACACAAACCGAUCCUGCUAAAAAUAGUAUUACAUACAUUCUAGUGGUUUCCAUUUAAAUACCAUAAUGAAACACAUUUCUUUAUAAAUUUUUAUUUUAUGUAUUUUCUAUUGAUUCCCAUCUGCAUCUCUUGUGUUUUGGGCAGGGUUCUAUUGUUUUUUUAAGCAGGGCAACUACAUAAUGUGAAGAAUAUCUUGUGAAAGUAUAAACAUUAGAUUUUGAUUUAGUUUGACUAAGGCCAAGUCAGAGACUUACAGUAAAUCAUAUUGAAAAAAAUGGUUAAAAUCAAACUCUGAUACCCAUCCCUAAUAACUAGAUUUUUCACAAACUUUAUGUGUGUAAGUUGCAUCUAUUAUUGACAUUGAUAGUUAGUUAUUGACAAUGAACAUUUGUGCAGUUUUAUCAAGCACCUGUUUCACCUAAAGAUUGCUUGCAGUGUCUCUAGCUUGACUUUCACAAGGCUUGUAAGGAGUUCUCAUCUCUUAUCAUCUAAAAGAAUUAUAAACAUUGUAGUAUAAGUUAUUUCUCCCUUUCUCCCUCAUGAAUUGAUUCAACACACAAACACAUUUUUGGCUGGUGGUGGAGGUUAUCACCCAUGCGUAAGAAUCUAAUGGAUGUUUCUUGCCUUCAGUUGGGAGAUGUCAUUCAACAAGAUGCAUCUCAACGUCUUGGGCAGGCAGCACUAAAAGGUAUCCCCCAAAUGACGUCUUCAUGGCAGAAAUGUGGUCAUCUGUGAACGUUUUCACGUUACCACAGAAUUAAUUUAGCUACAACAGACUUAAUUAAAACAGCAAUCCUGUCGGGAACCUCAACUUUAAAGUUGUGAGUAGGCCCCCUGGUGACUUUAUUGUUAUAAGUCCUCCAGUGUAAAGCACUGCCUCUGUCGGUCAGGAAGAAUGAAAUUGAAAGAGAGUUAAGAAUGUUACUGUGGUUCUUUGAGUUUUGGAUGACCACCAGAGCUUUCUGUUAUUGUUCUGUUUUUUCUUUCUAUCGGAGUCACAGCAAGAAGAUUCCGUAGAGACAGUUUACCAGAGGUCACAGGGUUAAAUACAUGUCACCUGUAUUUACCUACCCGUGGAUGUUACCUGUAUUUAUUUACCCGUGGUUCUUACCUUUGUAUACUUACCAGUUGAAGUUACUAGUGUUUAUUUCCCCAUGGAUGUUACCUGAAUAUCAUUUACCCGUAGAUGUUAAUUCAACACCAGCAAACAGGUAUUUUUCAGAUGGGACACAAGACUAAUCUUAAAACAGGUGGGGGUUGAUCAACGGCGAACACAAGGGCUUGUCAAGAGGGGUAAUUCAACACACAGGCAGAAGAUCAGAACACGAGAAAACAGUCAAGACUUUGACUAGACUAUGGAAACUCGAACAAAAUACUUUGACGACAACAACAGGGAACUGGCUCCGUAAAGCAGCUACUAUUAACAGCAUAACGCUGCUGCUUCUUCUUCUUCUAAUGGUGUUUUAUGGCGGUUGGCAAACCAACUUUCGGUGCAUUACCACCACCAACUGGACUGCAGUGUGAAGCACUAAUAAGCGUCUAGAAAUUAACAACUUAAAAAAAAAACCCCAUUACUUUAAAUUAUCCUGUCUACUCCAAUAGCUUUAAAAUAUUUCAUAAUAACACUAUAUAUUUUUUCUUGUUCUGCAUGUAUUUUCAAUAGACUUUCCAUAUUAAAUGAUACAACACCCAAUUUACUUACUUCCUUCAUAAGUUCUAUUCUUUCCUUUACAUAUUUUAUGCAUUUUAUUAAAACAUGUUCUAUUGUUUCUGCCUGAUCACAAUAAUUACAUUUACCCGUUUUAUGUUUUCCUAUUUUGAACAAUGAAUGAUUUAAUCUAGUGUGCCCUGUUAGAAUGCGAGAAAUGAUUGUAUCUUCUUUUCUAAGAUACAAUGGAACACUUCUUCCAUUUCCUACUUGUUUCUGUAUACUAUACAUAUGUCUACCCUUGCUAUCAUUGUUCCAUACUUCUUGCCAUUUAUUGUUUAUGAAUUCUUUUAUUUUACAUUUAACCUCUUUUUUUCAGGAUUAUGAGUCACUUGAAUAUUUAUCUCUAUGUGUUUUACAGCUUGCUUCGCUAGUUUAUCAACCACUUCAUUAGCCUCCAAUCCCACAUGAGCAGGAACCCACACGAACACUAUUAAGCUAACACUACUUAUUCUUAAUAAACUUGCAAGAAUCUCAUAUAUAAUGUCUUGCCUUGAUGCUUUAUUUCCACUUACUAGGCUUGUAAUUGCUGCAUAAGAAUCUGAACAUAUUGCUACUAAUCUUGGUUUUACAUCCUCAACCCACUGUAGUGCUACCAUCAUGCCAACUAAUUCUGCUGCAAACACAGAUAUAUUAUCAGAUAUUCUUUUCUUAAUACUUCAGCAUAACGCUUAAACAAUACCCGGCCCUUGAAUGGUCGUUUGAGACUGAUUCUAAUAGUGUGUGUGAUUGGUUUCAGGUGUGCUUGUGAUGAGCAUGGGAAAUGUAGUUCAGGGUGAUGGAAGUAAACUUGUUAUUUUAUUCCUUGUCCCUCUCAUUUUCAUGUCAUUGCUGUUGCUGAAAGGGUAUCUCUACUCGACCUGUGACUUUCUGUUGUCGAAUGACUGUUGAUAAAGCUGAAAAACGCCAUGUGGAGGACAUCUGCUGGCCAACAUGUAUAAAUGCAAAGACUCAAGUCACAUUAUGACUGUGAAAAUGACUAUACAUUGAAAUAAUUGUAAGCACACUUUCUCGUAUGGAAACCUUUGUUUAUUAUACUAUACUCUUUAUGUUUUUGUCCAUGUAUUUACAUAUCUCAAGAUGGAAAAGUUACUUUAGCCAAAAAAAGAAAUUAUAAGAUAUAUCUUAGUGCUUUUUUGUUCUUAAAAUACACGUUCUUCAAAAUAUCGUAAUUUAUGUUCUGCAUCAACAAAAUCAUAGUUCCCAUGCCAAUUCAAGAUUACCAAAUUGUCAUAGAGAUAGCUGCACACAAUUCACAGUCAUUAUCAACCAAUAUAAUCUCUCAUCACUUUAAAAAAUGAAAAAAUAAAUACAUUAAAUGAAACACAUCAUUAAAAUGACUUGCAAACAAUGGACUACAACAAUGCAACAACAAGGCCCAGUUGCAUCCAAGAAUAGCAAGGAGCUCACCGGCUGCGUCUUCCUUGAAAGCUUUGUUUUGCACAAACAGUCUUGGUGUUUCAGUCUAAACUCCCAGAUCUCAUUCACCUCUCAUGCUGCUCGCUCCCACUGCUGCUCUGUAGAAAUGAUGUGUGUGUGUGUGUGUGUGACUCCAACCGCAAAUUGAUUGGUAAAUCACCUUCACCUGGUGCACUCAGCCUAGUGUAUCCAGGCUGGAGGGGCGCUGCCCACAGUCAAUGGUAUAAAAGUGGGAUUCUGGAUACAGCUUCACACAAUCCUCAUUAAAGUUCUGAAAGCACGAAACCAAAAAGCUGUGAGUUUAAACACUGACCUACUGAUGCUUUUGUCUUUAAUUUUAACUACUAAAAAGUCUGUUGCUGUUUUUUAUUCAUUUUCAGAUUUAUCAUGGCAGUGAUGAGAGGUCUUGUGCUUCUUUUCUUGGUCUUUUCUGUGGAGUAUGAAGCAGCUGACGUCUGUUCAAUUGGAUGGACACCUUUUGUAGUUGAAUGCUUCAAGUUCUUCCCCCAGGCAGUUGACUGGGUCACAGCAGAGAAAAAUUGUCAAAGCCUUGAUGGAAAUCUUGCGUCUGUGCGCAGGCCACAACAAAAUGAUUUUCUCCUGAGUCUGGUACCUGUUAACACUCGUGUCUGGAUUGGAGGUCAUGAUGGUGAAAUUGAAAAUCAAUGGCUGUGGAGUGACGGAACCCGAUAUAUCUACACCAACUGGUGCAAUACACAACCUGACAAUUUUAAAGGUUCUGAGCACUGCCUGGAGAUCAGCUAUACAGAUAACCGUUGCUGGAACGAUGAAGCCUGUAGUACCACACUAGGUUACAUUUGUGCUCGAAGACCCUCAUGAGAAUUCUGCAUAGAGUACACCUUUGAAAUUGUACCACCACAUCAUCUCUAAA